AUGGGUUGUACAAACACAAAAGCAAGCAAAGGCGAAGGUGACUUAGAACAAUACCAUCAAGACAUUUUCAGCGCCGCACAAUCAGGCGAUGUCAAACGGCUCAAAGAGAUACUUGACGAAUUGGAUCGCCGUAAAGCAUUCACAACGAAGAAAGAAGUUCUCAAUAUGGGUUAUCGAGAAGCAGACGGUUUAACAGCAUUGAGUAUAGCAGCUGGAAAAAAACAUAAGCCUAUCACUGAAGCUUUAGCUACAUGCCCCGAAGUCGAAGUGAACAAAGCAUCACUGUCCGGUAUUACGCCAUUAUUAAUGGUUGCCGAAGUUGGCUGGCCAGAUAUACUUGACAUUCUGUUACAACGCGGUGCUAUUGUUGAUUCAGCACCGUCUGGCAAACGAGCUGAAGAUAAUAAAAUAGCUGGUUCGACACCAUUAAUCGGUGCAACUAAAUACAAUCAUCCUGAAUGUGUGAAGCGCUUAUUAGCAAAUCAAGCAAAUCCAAAUCAUCAAAAUCAAUCGGGUAUAUCAGCAUUGAUGCUUGCAGCUGAACAAGGAUAUUUUGAAUGUGUUAAAUUACUUGUACUAGCCGGAGCUGAUCUUGAAUUAGCACCCAGUGGUCCAUUAGCAUUGACAAUGAAUUUAUGUGGUCAAACCCCAUUAUUUUGUGCAGCAAAAGAAGGUAGAAUAGAAAUCGUUAAAUAUUUAUUAGAUCGUGGAGCUAAUCCACGUGUUCAAAAUCACUACGGUGUUAGUGCCUUAUGGAUUCCAUCACAAAAGGGCAUUAUACAAGUUGUUGAAUUAUUAUUAAAUGCCGGUGCUGAAACGCAUAUUGCUCCGUUUGGUAAUCUAGCUGAUGAAUUAAACAUAACCGGUUGGACCCCACUUUAUGCAGCAAUGAAAUCUCGAAAAUUCGAUGUUGUUAAAUUACUUCUUCAACGUGGUGCUGAUCCGAAUGCAGUAACAAAAUUAGGUUCAACACCAUUUUUACUCGCAUCCGAAAUAUGUGAUUUAGAUAUCAUCGAAAAAUGUGUUAUAGCUGGCGCUGAUCUUGAUUUUGCACCGAGUGGCUCAGAUGCUGACAAUUUAAAUAUAACUGGUCAAACAGCAUUAUUUAUGGCGACAUUGAAAGAUCGUGUUGAUGUUGUGAAAUUUUUAAUUGAAAAAGGAGCUAAAGUCAAUGUACAAAACCGUUAUGGUGUAUCACCACUGCUCCUUUGCGCAGAAUCGGGUAAUCGAGAACUAGUUGAAGCACUUGUUGACGCUAGUGCUAAUGUCAAUAUUACACCACAAGGAGAAUUAGCUGAAGAAAAUUUCCUUGCAGGACAGACGCCUCUUUUUGGUGCAGCUAAAAAGGGUCAUGUAGAAAUUUGUGAAUAUCUUAUUAAAAAUAAUGCCGAUGUUAAUGCUGUAACAAUGACUGGCGCCACACCAUUGUACACAGCAACAGAAGAAGGUCACUUAGAAGUCGUUGCUUUACUGAUACAAAAUGGUGCUGAUGUAAAUCAAUCACCGACAGGACAAGUUGCACGUGAUCUUCACAUUGAAAAUCAAACACCUUUAUUAAUAGCGUGUAUGAGAAAUCAUGAACCCAUAAUUCGAUUUUUAAUCGAAUCUGGUGCAAAUGUUAAUGUAACAUCUGAACGUGGUUCAUCACCAUUCCUUGCCAUUUGUCAGCAUAAUAAUGUUGAACUAGCUCGAUUGCUUAUUAAAUGUGGAGCACAACAUGAUGUUGAAGCAAAAAAUUUAUAUGAUGGAAAAAUUAAUGGUUUAAUUGUUGCUGCGGAAUCUGGUUCCUAUGAUAUAUUACGUUUAUUAGUUGAAGCUGGAUUAGAUGUUAAUUAUAAAAUAGAAGGAAAAGGUGAAACCGCUGGUAGAACGCCUUUAUUUUGUGCAUGUGCAAAAGGCUUUCAAGAUAUUGUUGAAUAUUUAAUUGAAAAAGGAGCUGAUGUUAAUGGAACAGAAAACAGUGGUCUUUCGUGUUUGCACAUUGCGGCCGCAAUGGGUCAUGAUGAUACAGUUCGAGUCCUAUGUGAACGUGGUGCAAAUGUUGAUCAACAAUUUCGGUUCGAAGAACAAGAUGUAACAGCAUAUGAUUUAGCUGAAUCUCAGCAGCAUGAUCAUGUAUGUCAAGUACUUAGAAAUUUCGGUGCACAACAACUACCUCACAGUACAUUAUCAAGUCAAGUGGAUGCUAACUAA
Molecule: messenger RNA, 2193 nt
Organism: Rotaria socialis
Lineage: Eukaryota; Metazoa; Rotifera; Eurotatoria; Philodinida; Philodinidae
Source: the annotation of a GenBank genome assembly